Otolemur garnettii (small-eared galago) is the source of this 1487-nucleotide messenger RNA. It is a transcript of the gene HTATIP2, whose product is annotated as HIV-1 Tat interactive protein 2. The record is from RefSeq and is a predicted model, not a curated record. Gene Ontology annotation, biological process: import into nucleus. The transcript is spliced from 6 exons. The coding region runs from base 92 to 919 and encodes 275 amino acids. Lineage: Eukaryota; Metazoa; Chordata; Mammalia; Primates; Galagidae. Gene Ontology annotation, molecular function: NAD binding; oxidoreductase activity, acting on the aldehyde or oxo group of donors, NAD or NADP as acceptor. Gene Ontology annotation, cellular component: cytoplasm.
ACGAAGCCGGGUAGGGGCGGGCUUGGCCACCUCGGGCCCCUCGGGCUUCCCCCGGGGGGUGCAGCCACGGGAGGGUAGGGAGGAUGCCCUGAUGCCCGGGUUAGCGGCGCUGAGCGUGGCGGCGGCUGCUCUGGUGGCUGCCUUGUUCCUACUGCGGAGUGAAGACGCGGGCCCGGGGGCUGCCCCCAGCAUGGACGAAACCGAGGCGCUGCCGAAGCUUCGGGAAGACUUCAGGAUGCAGAAUAAAUCCGUCUUCAUUCUGGGCGCCAGUGGAGAAACCGGCAGAGUGCUCUUAAAACAAAUUCUGGAACAGAGCUUGUUUUCCAAAGUCACACUCAUUGGCCGGAGGAAACUCACGUUCGAUGAGGAAGCUUAUAAAAAUGUGAAUCAAGAAGUAGUGGACUUUGAAAAGUUGGAUGUCUACGCCUCUGCCUUUCAAGGUCACGAUGUUGGAUUCUGUUGCCUGGGAACCACCAGGAAAAAAGCCGGAGCGGAGGGAUUUGUUCGUGUUGACCGAGAUUAUGUGCUGAAGUCUGCAGAGCUGGCCAAAGCUGGAGGGUGUAAACAUUUCAACUUGCUGUCCUCCAAAGGAGCUGAUAAGUCGAGCAAUUUUUUAUAUCUACAAGUUAAGGGAGAAGUGGAAGCCAGGGUUGAAGAAUUAAAAUUUGACCGUUACUCAGUAUUUAGGCCUGGGGUUCUGUUAUGUGAGAGACAAGAAUCUCGCCCAGGUGAAUGGUUGGUUAGAAAGUUCUUUGGCUCCUUACCAGAAUCUUGGGCCAGUGGUCACUCUGUGCCUGUGGAGACUGUGGCUAGAGCAAUGCUCAACAAUGCCGUGAGGGUGAGCAACCAGAAGGUGGAACUUCUGGAUAACAAGGCCAUCCAUUACUUGGGGAAAGUUGAUGCCUCUCUCAAGCCAUGACAACACUGGAGAAAUGCUAUUAUUGUAAACUUUAACACCCUCCACUAAAUUGGUAAUUUCAGGAUCUAAAAAAAUUCAGCAUAUUUUCACUUUGUUGUUUCACUCUUCUCAGCCACUCAGAUCCUCUCAACAGAGGACUGUGCCUUGCAUCAGGAGUUCAGAGCCUGGUUAUACGUACAGAUUGCCCAGGGAACUUUUGAAAAAUAAAGGUUCAUAGGCCCUACCUCAAACCUUCUGGAUCAGAAUUUUUGAGGUAUGGGCACAGGAAUCUGUAGUUUUCUUUCGUUUAAACUUCCCCUGGUGGUUCUGAUGCCAGUAGUUGGGAGGCCAGCUUUGACUUGCUUGUCUGCAGAGUCACAGCAGCAGUGAAAACCUUAUGUAUCAUGCAAAUGAGCUCUGUUCUAAAAUUGUUGACAUUCACGCCUCUGGGUGCUAAUUAACUACAUGUUAUUGUGUCAGUGAAUAUUGUGCCUUUGCUACUUCUUUAGAAAAUAUAAUAAAAGUUAUAUCUAAGCUUAUAUAAUUCAUGGGGAAAAUUAAAUAAAGGAAUGACAAUAAUUAAAUCCUA